Macrosteles quadrilineatus (aster leafhopper) is the source of this 11288-nucleotide messenger RNA. RefSeq names its product apolipophorins-like. Bases 68 to 10201 code for a protein of 3377 amino acids. The transcript is spliced from 56 exons. Lineage: Eukaryota; Metazoa; Arthropoda; Insecta; Hemiptera; Cicadellidae. Gene Ontology annotation, biological process: lipid transport. Gene Ontology annotation, molecular function: lipid carrier activity. The record is from RefSeq and is a predicted model, not a curated record.
AGAGGUUAUAUAGUUACCGCAGUGCCUGCCUGCGCUGUCAGUGAGUCCUGUUAGCCAGUGCCACGACAUGGAGAAGCGGUGGAGGACUUCUUCUUUAUUGAUAGCGACGCUCUUCUGUCUUGCCAUCACCUCUCGGGCAGAACCAACAUGUAAAAGCUGCAGAGGUGUUGGUGGCCCGUUUGUGGAAGGCAAUGUUUACAAGUACCAACUGGAAGGCUCGACUACCACUACUCUACCCGGUUCAGACAACGCUAUAACAACUCUCGGUCUCUCAGCUACAGCCGAGGUCUUCGCCGAGUCCAAGUGCCAACAUGUGCUCAAACUGUCCAACGUCGUAGUCUCUGGCCCCGACGGCAAGAAGUACGACGGACUGAGCGCUGAGUGCGCCAAACCAGUCAAGUUCUCGUACCAAGAUGGCAAGUUGUUGGAGGUUUGCGCAGAAGCAGAGGACCGAGGCGCGGCGCUCAACAUCAAGCGAGCCGUCAUCUCACUGCUUAGCUCUGCCAAGCGAAGUGACCAAGGAACUGAAUCUGGACAUGAGAAUGACGUGUUUGGUAUUUGCCCGACCGAGUUCUCCUUCUCCAAAGACGGAAGCAAGGUGACGAUCCACAAGACCAGGAACCUCAACAGAUGUGCGUUACGCGAAGACUUCAACUUCCCAUUCCCCACCACGGCCUACCAGGCGGUGCAGAGCAGUUUUGGUGCGUUGGAGACCUCCCCGCUGUUGGGAGCUCAGCUGACGGUCGACCAGGAGCUGGAGGGAGGAGUGCUGAAGAAGGCCGCUGGUGAGGAAGUCUACGUCUACAGACCUCUCGUCAACCCUGAGGCGGGUGCCAAGGUCACUGUCAAGUACACUCUGGCCCUACAAGGUUCCGGCGCUGGCUCCAUCCCUGCCAAUGUGAACAGCCCCAAGGUAGUGUUCUAUGAGAAGGCUCACGACGCUGAUGGUGUGAAGAAUGCUGAUGCUAUCAAUGCAGCUCUGCAGAAGGCUACUGCAGCAGUGGAGCCAGUGGCUACUGCUGAGGCAGCCAAGUCGUUUGCUCACCUCGUGUACACCAUCGAACAAGGCAGCAAGGCGGACAUCCUGCAAGUCUACAACGGAGCCCAGGGCAAGACCGCCAAGAACCUGUUCCUGGAUGGACUACUGUACGCAGGCAGCGCAGAGUCUGUUGAAGCCGCCGCAGAACUGCUCAGCUCCCAACAAAUUCCCGCAGAUGCUGCUCUGCGUUGGUACCUGGACCUCAACUUUGUCAAACACACAUCCAGAGGCUCACUGAAGGCUCUCCUGCCUCUGCUUGCCUCUGACAAGGUUCCCGUACAAGCCUACCUCGGCAUCGGCUCUGUGGCUGGCAAGUUCUACCUGCAACACCCAUCUCUCGCCGACGCUCCCGAACUGAAGGAGCUCCUGACCAAGCUGGCCGCUCCCCUGGAUGCUGGCUGCAAGACGGACUCUCACGACAAGGAAAACAAGAUCAUCGCUAGUCUGAAGGGUCUGCGAAACACUCGUCACCUGAGUGAUGAUGUCGCCGCCAAGGUAGCUGCCUGCGCUUCUGACAAAACCGCCAAGACCAGAGUCAGGGUUGCCGCCAUCGAGGCUUUCUUCGCUGAUCCCGCUAAGUCAGCUUUGAAACAAGCCGCAACAGCCAUCCUGAAGGAUGUGGAGGAGGACUCAGAGCUCAGGAUCAAAGCCUAUCUUGCCCUGGUACAGGCUCCAUGUCCUCACGUAGCCGACACUGUCAAACAACUGGUGGACAGCGAACCCAUCAACCAAGUCGGCAGUUUUGUCAUCUCCCAUCUCCGUAACCUGAGAGCGUCCGUAAGCCCUGAGAAGGAAGCAGCGAAACAAUUCCUCGGCAAUAUCAUCAGCAAAAAGAAGUUCCCUAUUGACCAGCGCAAGUUCUCCCGCAACUACGAAGUCUCUUACAGUCUGGACGCGAUCAACAUCGGCGCUGUGGGCGAACUUAACCGUAUCUUCUCUCAAAAGUCAUUCAUCCCGAGGUCGGUCUCAUUGAACCUGACCACUCAACUGUUUGGGCACUCUCUCAACCUGGCAGAGGUCGGUGUUCGAAUGGAAAACUUGGAAUAUCAUCUGGAGAAAUACUUUGGACCCAAAGGACUUCUGAAGUCCAGAGGAAUCAAGUUUGUUGACAAAGUCGGUGAUGAUAUUGAAGAGGCAGUGAAAAAAGUCAAGGACGCAGCGAAUAGACCUAAACGUUCUGUCUCCAAGGAACAAGCUUCCGCCGCUACAAACAAGAUUGAGCUGGGCCCCGACUACGAGGAUCUGGACACUGACUUGGAUUUGUCUGUGAAACUGUUUGGCUCAGACAUCGCUUGGUUUAACUAUCACUACAACCGCCUUGAUGUCAAGGGACUCAAACAGAAGUUGCAUGGUGAAGUAGAACAGCUAGCGGACAAAUCUAAGGCUUUGGACAUUGACUACAAGAAGGCUCGUCAGUUCCUGGACGUUGGAGUCAGCUACCCUACAGGCCUGGGACUGGCUCUGAAGGUCAAGGUCAGCGGAAACUCUGCAGUCAACAUCAAGGUCAAGGGUAAUGUUGACCUCAAGGCCAUCUACAACCACCCCGACACUGCUCAUGUGGCUCUGCAAGUGGUGCCCAGCGCCAACGUUGAGCUCGCUUCUCUGUUGUCGGUUGACGCUGACGUUGUUGAGACCGGAGUCAAAGUAUCGGCCAACCUCCACUCUUCUACAGGUUCUGACAUCACUGUUAAGGUUCUGGACGGCUACGGUGUUGACGUUAAGCUCGGUCUCCCCGUGAAGAAGCAAGACAUUCUCAACUUCAAUUCCGAUGUUGUCUCCAUCGUAAGAGAGAAGAAGGGAGGCGAGGUGGAAUCACCAAUCAAGUUCGAUGUUAAAAGACAAGACCACGGGGGUUGUUUUGACCAGCUGAGCGCUCUCACAGGACUCACCGUGUGUGGAGAAGUAUCUCUCCCCAUGGAAGGGUUCAAGGUGCUCAGUCCUGCGUACGGUCCAUCGCGCGCGUCCUUGCGUCUGGAGAAGGAUGAUGAGUCACUCACCGCGUACCACUUCAAAGCAUUCUACAACAACAAAGAGCCAAACCAAGUAACCUUGGAGGUACUUUUGGACACACCCAACUCUAAGACCAGCAGAAAGUUUGGAGUUCACGUUCACGGUACAUCAAAGCCUCAGAAACAGAUUACCGUCACUUUGGCUUCUCCGUUCAAACAAGCAUCCUUUGAAGGUCUGGUGAUUGACACUGACAAUGAACAAGCCAUCUCUGCCAAGCUGCUGGCCGACGGAGCCGAGUACUCACUGAAGGCUGGAGCUCACGUGUCCGGUGACGGAAACAAGAAGAAGUACGAACCUAUCCUGGAGUACAAGUACCCGGAGGCAGCCAAGAGUGAGAGGGCUUGGAUAGGACGCAAGGGAGCUGCGAAGGGCGGCCGAACUCAGCAGUCCUCUGUGGGCGUUACAGGUGCCGUUUUUGUGGAGAAAAAACCCGACAGUCCGUACCGCAAGUACGAGCUGAAGGCCGUGACACUGACGACCCCGCGUAUCAAGGUGACGGUUGACGGUGUCGUCACUGUUGACGCCGACCUUGUGGCAACCGACCUGAAGGCUUCUUACGACAAGGACUCGUACACACUCAACUCCAAGGUGCAGAAGCUCGGAGAAAGCAAGUACAUUGCCAAGAUCGAGUUUGUCCCCUCACAGUACCCAGACUUCGGUGCCAGUGUCAAAUGGGAGUACGAGAGAGUGCCACAAAAGCUGGAGAACAAACUUGUGGUUGUCCACGGACCCGAUCUCAAGAGUGAGACUUCUCGUCUGUCCAUACAACAACUGCUCAAUUACAAGUAUGAAACUGUCAAGGUGUUUGACUUCCACACUGAGAAUACAGUGACCUACCCCCUGCUUGGUAUCUCUGCCUCUGUCAAGGGUGGAGCCACUCCUAAGAGUGCUGACUAUGAUAUUGACGUCACUUACGACAAGACCAACGUCAAGAGCAAACUGGACGCCAAAUCCGGAGGCAAGAAUCCCCUCGACUACUCUGUUGACUUUGAGGCUGCUGCGUUGGGCAACAGCGUCCACUUCAUCAGCAAGCACGACCGAGUUACACCAACCAAGUCCAAGUUCGCCAAUUCACUGGAGAUUAAACCUGGCGGCAAGUACCAACUGAACGCUAUCUCUGAGUUCAACGCAAAGUCUGGAGAUUUCCUGCAAUCUCUCGACGCCGAACUGAAGAUGCCUCAGGACCCUAAGAAUAUCAAACUCAAGACCAAGGUUGAAAUGAACAACAAAGAAAAUGAAAUCGAACUCGCAAUAAGCGCCGGAAACAAACACAUCAUUGAUUUUGAAUACGAGCGCCAGAAGAAAAUCGAUCCCUCUGGCAAGUUCAAGCUGUCUGUUCCCAAGUACGUUGAGAGCGAAGGAUCUUUCGAGGCCAAGGCUGACAAACUUUCUGGAGUUUUCCACGUUGACAUCCUCAAGACUGGAAGAAAGAUUGAAGGAAAAGUUGACCUAACCAAGAGCCAAUCCCAAGUGAAGGGCUUUGGAGAGGUUCUGUGGGACUCUAAGAAAGACCCAAGCAAGAAGAUCCAUAUUGAGACCGACACCACAAUUGCUGGAAAAACCAUUGAUUCAAAGAACACAGUGCAAGUCCUAGAACACAAGGGAGAGGUGAAUGUGAAGGGAAGUCUGGAAGGUUCUCUCACUGACGGAACACUCAUUGGAGACGCUGAGGUCGUCUUGCCCAACGGCAGAGUCCUGGCCGCCAAGGUUAACCGCCUAGUGCACUUGGGCCCUGAAGACAACAAGGUCGAAGGCACGUGGGAACUGUACGAUUUUGCCUCCAAGAGUGCUCAACCCAGGAAGGUGGUUUUGAAGAUCGCAGCCAAGAACGUGAACCCUGUGAAGGUUCAGUUUGACGGACAGGUUGACUUGACCUACGUUACACCGGAGAAACAAGAUGUCGUUCUGCAUGUAGUCGGCAAGAAGAUCCCUCAGGCUGAGAAAUGGUCCAUCUCUGGACAGGGUUCAGUGACCGGUUCACUCAUCAAGUACCCGAUCCACACCAAGUUGAAUGCGGAAGUGUCUGACCAGCUGAUCAAGGGACAGCUGACAGCAGACAAGAAGUUCCCUCCGGCUCAUUACGACUUUGAGCUGAAGGCUGGAAACGACAUCGCCAUCAACUCCAACGGAAAAGUGAAUGGUGAACAGUUGAACAACGACAUUGAACUGACCUUACCAGCUGACCUACCUGUGACCUCUGUAAAGUGGCAUACGGCCAACACCGUCAACAUCUACCAUGCAGGAGAGGCCGGCCGAAAGGUUGUAACCAACAACGCCGUACAUUGGAACAAUGACAAGUUUGUGAAGUUCAACGUGGAAGGAGCUCAGAAGGAGCAGCACGCCGAGGGCAAGGUGGUGUGGGAGUCUCACGUCCUGAGUGCUCGCACACUCACUUACAAGGUCAACUGCGACGACAAGAAACAGAAGGGAGAGGUAGACCUGGCCCUGGCGUGGGAGGGCAAGAACGCAGACGUCAACGUGAAGGCGGACGUAGGCUCAAACCCUGUCCAUCUCACAGUGACCAGCAAUGUACCCGAGCAUGGCAAAUUCGAACUGGACGCAUACCACAAGAUCGUAGACGGAGGAGAGUCAGGCGAGACCUCAAUCUCCGCCUCAGGCAAGGACAAGAAGUUGGUCUACACAGGCAAGUACUCCAAGAGCAAGACGGCGCCCUACAUCGAUGUCAGUCUGGAACUGCCUCAGGGCAAGUCUCGCUUCUACACCAAGCUUGAGAAGAAGGGUGAGCAACACGCUCUGGUGGAGGCAAAGUUACUGUGGCCGGCCCAGGGCGGUGGCAGUCUCGACCUCAACGGAGAAGUGAACGUCAAGAGUCUCGACAGCUUUUUAGUCAAACUUUUCGUCGACAGUCCUAAACUUAGCUUGAACAAGAUGGAGUUUGAGGCAGCCAACCAGCCAGCCAAGUCUGCGGCAAAACAGAUUUCCUUCCACGGCAAGAACGGCGACAAGGAGAUCUCUGGAAAUCUGGCUUUGGUCUCCAAGGGAACCGCACCAAACAUCCACUACGAGGGGACUGGAGUGUUGAAGGUCGGAGAAACAUCGUACCCACUGGAGUUCAAACUGAAGACCGAACAUGAAAAGGGCAAGAAAUUACAGAACGAGCUGGAAGUGAAGGCUGGCAAGUACUCCUACUCAAGUCACACCUUGGUGGAAAUUGACGAGGCUUUGAACUCGUUCAAGCUUGAUAGUGACGCCAAGUACUGCAAGGAAGAAGGAUGCAAGGCCGACUCCAUCAAGAUGCACUCACACAGAAAAGGAUUUGAGGAGUACGAGGCGACCAGCGAGGCUAAGCUGGACAUGUUGACUCACAUUGUACUGGACAACCCUCUGGUGAUCAAGAGUCAUUACAAGAGAACCGGCUGGAACAGAGACAACCUGCUGGAGGUGGAGAACGGAGCGGACAAACUCAAGUACCACAGCUACAUCAAAGACGACCAGUCUGGAGUGGAGCUGACCUUACCCAAGCGAACCAUCGCUGUAGAAUCUGUCUACGAUCUGGCAAAGGGAGGAAAACCGGCGUUCAAGAUCGAAACCAACUUCUGGCUUGAUAAGAAGAACAACCCUAACGACAAGACAGGUCUGCUGUUGGCUUACGAGGCUACCAAGGUGGCUGAUGGUGUUUCCACCUCGAGCGAGGCUAAGUUCAACACUCCUGGACUGAAGGAGCUGACCGUGAAGGGAGAUUUUAAUGUGAAUUUGAAGGAUCGUACAAUCCAAGGUAAGCUGGAGGCUGACGUGUUUGCCAAGAAGAACCAGAAGAUAGUUGUCGACUACAAGGCCGUCGCUAAGAAAGACAAGGACAGCUACAAUGCCCAUGACACCCUGCACAUCCACAGCAAGGCACUACCCAUCGACUCUCAAAUUGAAAGGAAAUUUGAACUGACAAAGCAGGGCUUCUCUUACUUUGUCACUGCUUACUACGUCGACUCCAAGAAUGCCAAGAGGGAAUCUGUUGUCAAAUUUAACAUCAAACCUCUCAGCCAAGACAUCCUGGUUAAACUUCCAGAAGGCACCAUCUUUUCAUUGGACUAUGACUCGACCAGAAAUGGAAAAGAAAUACACGGAAAAGCUAAAUCUGAAAUUGUAGGACAACAUUAUGAAGAAGAAUUUGAUCUGAAACCCUACAGGCUGAAGUCUAAGUCUUCUACAAAGAAUGGAGACAAGAGCGGAGUGCUGGACGUAGACGUGGGGGCCGAGCUUGGUCAGCUGGCUGAGGUUAACCUCAAGUUCAACAGCAAGCCUCUGCUCAGUCUAGAGGUGGCCCUGGACGAAGCUCACUUCCUCAAGUCCAAACACAGCUACAACACCGACGUUGCCAAGGAGAUCAUUCAAUUCUACAAGGAUCACUACGUCGGCAUUGCCAAGUCCGCCAAUAAGAUCGGCAAAGACAGCGCAGCCAAGUUGGCCACCGAGGUAACAGAGAAGGUCGAGGCCAUCCGUAAAGCUCUGCCUAACUUCAAGCCUGCCGUAGAACAUUACAAGAAGGAACUGGACCAGAUGAAGGAAGAGUUCAAAAGCAACGAGCAUGUCAAGGACGUCGUCGACUUUUUGAAGAGAACGUUUGGCACUGUGUUUGCACAGAUCAGCGCCAUCGUACAAGAGGCAGUGACCUCCGGUCAACAUCUACUGGAGCUGCUGAACCAAGGCCUUGAGAGAAUCACUCAGUCCGUCAAGGCUACCAUUCCCAAGCUGAAGGAGAGCUAUGAGAAAGUCUCAGAAACUGUGUUCGCUAUCACUGACGACCUGCUGAAGGUGAUCACCUCAUUGGUGGAUAGCAUCCUGGACAAGAUCAAGGAACAUGAGAAGGAAAUUCAAGAACUCACUGAUGUCAUUUCUGACUUUUUCCAUGAUAUGGGUAAGCUUGGAGCCGUGUCCGUUGGUGAACUUCAUAAGCAAGUUAAAGAUUUUGUUACUACACUGUGGGAACAGAUUCAAGCUAUGCCUGCUUACAACAUGAUUCAAGAGAAGAUCCAAGAGCUGAAGAACUUCAAGAUCCCGCAGCAAUACUGGGAUACUUACCACGAACUGGUCACCUCGGCUACCAACUUCCUGCCGACCCCUGAACUUCAAGAGUUCGUCAAAACUGCUUCCGAAUACUUUGAAAAGAUUGUAAAGCAACAGCCGUUCAACAAACAAGAGGCAGCCCAGGAGUUGUACAAGGAGUUUGUUGCUGCCGCUCGAUCUCUCGUGCCCUUCCUCGAGUCUUACAAACCAGACACAAAGACUGGAGCUGUUCCCAGCUUCCUGUUCCCGAUUCCGUCGUUCAGUCUGUUUGUCGCUCCUCCUGGUACGUUCCGCUUCAGUCUGCUCAACUGGGUGCGUUCCUCAGACCUUCCCACACUCUCUGAGGUGUUCCACACUUACAGGCCACAACACAGCCCGCUGGACUUCAUUCCUCCGUUCUAUGCUAGUGCCCAGCUUCUGGGAGGCACCGAGUUCUUCACUUUUGACAAGAAACACUACAGCUUCAAGGGCAGCUGCAGUUAUGUGCUCAGCACCGACGCUCUUGACAGCAACUUCACCAUCGUCGCCAACAUGGAGGGAGGAAAACUCAAGUCUAUCACUGUCUUUGACCAUGAGAACAGCGUGGAGUUGCAGCAUGAUGACACGGUCCUAGUCAACGGACAGCCCGCAGACCUGCCCGUGAGUGUGGGAGAUCUCAACAUGUGGCGCAAGUUCGACUCCGGCACAGGAUUCGCCACUUACUCUGGACUCAUGUUCUUCUGUACACCUCACCUGCAGUCGUGUGCAUUCAGCAUUAACGGAUACUACUUUGGCAAGACCCGCGGACUGCUGGGAACCUACAAUAACGAACCUUACGACGACACUCUGCUGCCUCAGGGCAAGCUGGCCAAGUCUACUGCAGAGUUUGCCAACUCAUGGAAGGUAAGUCCUCAGUGUGCUGAUGGUGCAGUACAUGACUCUCCAGCCGCUCCUCAACCUGAAUGUGACAAACUGUUUGCUGGCGACUCCAGUCUUAGGGGAUGUUUCUCGUACGAGAAUCCGGACAGGUUCCGUGAGGCUUGUAACCGCCAAGUUGCCGAGGCCAGUGGAGACGCCAAGCAGGAAAGGGCUUGUAACAUUGCUCAGAGUUACACCGGUUAUUGCUACUAUGUACACUUCGUCAGGACCAACCUUCCCGAUCACUGUGGCAAGUGCCAAGUAGGCUCCCAGAGUAUUCAGAUUGGAGAGUCCGCACCAGUCAAGACCCCUCAGAAGGAAGCGGACAUUGUGUUUGUUGUUGAACAGCUGGAGGACAACCAGGAAGUGUUCAACAACCUGGUCACGCCUCUGGUGUCCACACUCACCAACGACCUCAAGGAGAAGGGAAUCACUGAUGUGAACUUUGCCCUUGUCGGUUACGGAGCUCCCAACCAGAAGUGGCCAGCAGUAUACACCUUCAACGGAAAGUUCAACCAGUUCCCCGGAACCGCCAAGAACAUUCACUUUGACAAGAAACCCGAAGUUGAGAAUCCCAAACUGAGCGACAAAAUUGAAGAAAUCUUUAAGAAGAUCCAAAUUGAAACUGGCAUGUCUAAGGCAGCCCAGGCUUUCAAAGAGGCAAUCCAAUAUCCAUUCCGCCCUGAAGCAACCAAGACAGUGAUUGGAAUCCUUUCCUCCGAAUGUGAGAAGAAUGUCUUACCGUUCCGUUCCCUCAACAUGCUCAUUCACAGAGUUAACCUCUUGAAGGCCGGCAUUUCUACCAACCUGGUCCUGCCCAUCAAGGACCUGAGGAUUGAAGGGAAAGAUGAAAAGGUCGCUGCUAAUAUUGUUGGUUUUGACUCAGAAACAGUCUACACUCAGAGCGAAGCCAAGAGGAAGGUGCUCAAGGGAGAUGAAGAAGCAUUUAAGAACUUGAAAUACGAAAAUGAAGCCUGCAUUGACUUUGCUCUCGGAACAAACGGAGCAGUGUUCAGCUCAAGCAACUUUGUGAAAGGCAAGCCGCAGCUGAGGAAGAACUUCAUGCAGGUUGUCGCCAACAAGAUCGCCGAGGAGUUGACAAGUCAGGAGCUGCGAGAAGAGUGCAAGUGUGAGUUGGAGAGAGGGAUGCUGGUCCGAACAAGAUGCAAAGUUACUGGCCGCAAGGAGAAGGAAGCUCUCACUAAAGGCGUAAAGGGUGGAGUGAAAGGCUGAGUUCUUCUUCUUCACUAAAGUAUUGCUUCUUCAUCUUCACAAGUCAUUAAUUACAUCGUAGAUUUUAAAUUUACACUCGGCUCAAUCAUAUCAAUACAAAUUAUGUGUCUUAUGCAUACACUUUUUUACCAAAUAGUCGUUAUAGAAAACUCCUUGUUUUUUUAGUUUUGUACAUUGUGAAAAUCUGUAGACACCGUAGUUUUUUACAGAUCAUAGAAAUAUCCAAUUGUAUUUAAUUUAUUAGUAAAAAUAAUAAUAUUUAAUAAUUAAUAACUUAUAAUAAUGGUUAUGUAUAUCUAUUGCCCUAAGCGCAUUUGCAAUAAUGCUUAGUUAUUUACCAGUGAUUUUUAUAUAGGUUCAAUAUUUUAAAGUGUUCUAUAUCAUGUUUGGACUUUUAUAGCAAUUUAUAAACACAACAUAUUAAUUUGUGAUUUUCUUGAUAUUUUUAGUUUUGUAUUUAUGUAAUAAGAAUGAAUUUAUCUAGGUGUAGUGAUUUUGUAACAGUAUAUUACUUUAGUACUGUUGGCAGGCCCUUGUUAUUUCUACGUCAAGUCGAUUAAUAUAAAAAGUCCAGAACAAGUAAUUUUGAGCUGUUGUUUAUGUCCUAUAACACUUUGCUGUUUUGUUUUUAAUUUUAUAUGGUAAAAAUCUGUUGAGGAUUAAAUUUUAUUGUCAACAUUCAGUUUAUUUACACAGAUUGUAUGAAAGCUCUUUACACAUAUAGUACUUACUUAAAGAAUUUUACAUUUCUGAAAAGGUAACAUGAUAGCUACAUUUCAAUGCCAAAUUAUUUAUAAAAAUAAAUUAAUGAUAAAUAAAAAAAGCCGUCCUCAAAUGAAUGUAACAUUUAAUGAGGUAUUAACUUGAUUAAAUUUACCAUAAAAAAAGUUUUUAGCUCAUUAUAAGUUACAUAUUCGAACAAUCAAAUUUUUAUAAAUUGUAAAACAAACAAAAUUUCCAACCUGUGGUAAAAUGAAAGUAGUGGAAGACAGCUAAAAUUAGAAACUAUCAUUAUUUAUGUACAUAUGGUGUAAUUGAUUGUAUUAUUAAAUAUUUUAUUGUUACUUAGUAAACUAUUAAAAAAUAA